GAAAAACUGUUAUGCAUUGGUACCAGUAGUCCAAUAGUGUAGUACUCAUGGAAGAACACCCCACCCUUACCAUGUGCUCAACAACUAUCUGGAAGAUUCAAAAACACACACGCCCACAUCUCUCCUUGAUGGAAUGCUGCUCAACUAUGAAACAGCUCAUGGAAUUCCAUGCCCAUUUCAUCUCAAGUGGCCUCUCCACUCAUCCCGCCGUUCUUAGCUCCCUCAUAUCCUUCGCUUCACUUUCUCCCGCCGGGGAUUUAGAUUACGCCCGUUGUCUUCUCUCCCGCAUAAGAGAACCCAAUUCGUUCCUGUUCAAUACAGUCAUAAGAGGAUAUGCUUCAAGCUCCCAUUCGGCCCCCGCUAUCGUUCUCUACAAUUCCAUGCUCAGAUUUCCUGUGUGUUGGUGAAACUAUACACUGUUCUGUAACCAAAUGCGGCCAUUUUCCCGAUCUUCACAUAGCCAACUCGCUAUUAAAAAUGUACGCGGGUUUCGGGUUGUCACAACUGGCACGCAAGCUGUUCGACGAGAGUUCCCAACCGGAUGUGGUUUCUUGGAACGUCAUCGUGGACGAUCUUUGCCGAAACACUUGCUUUCGUGAGGCUAUGUGUGCCUUCUUCAAGAUGUGUAAACAUGGUGAUACUCAGCCUAAUUCCGUCACGUUUCUCUCACUCGUCUCUUCUUGCACAAAGGAAAGUGAUUUGAGUACUGGGAAAAUGAUACAUUCCCACAUAAUAGUAACAAUAGGAGUUAACAUCAGCAAAAACCUUGGAAACUCGUUGCUUGACAUGUACUGCAAGUUUGGCGAUUUAGUGUCGGCUGAGAAGAUAUUCAACAAAGUGCAAGUGAGGACACUAUUUUCAUGGACAUCACUGCUAGAUGGUUACCUGCUAAAGGGUGACCUCAAGAGCGCUGUGGAAAUUUUUCAUCAUAUGCCUGUAAAGGAUACGACUGCCUGGAAUGUCAUGCUCUAUGGUUUCAUUGAGGCUGGUGAAAUCAAUUCAGCUGAAAAGAUUUUCCGAGAAAUGCCAGAAAGGGAUUUAGUGUCCUGGAACAGUAUGAUUCUCGGAUAUGCCCAUAACAACAAUACAAAAAUCCAGUCUUUGCAUUUGUUCAAGGAAAUGCUGCGUGUGGGUGUGAAGCUCGAUAAGAUCACUCUACUCGGUGUGUUUUCUGCUUGUGGGGGUUAUACAGGGAAAACACCUUUUCUCGGUGAAGUGAUCCAUUGUCAUAUGGAGAAACAGAACAUAAAGGGAGAAGAAGUAGAGACGGCUUUGAUGGAUAUGUAUUCCAAACACGGUGCUAUCCAGAAAGCAAUAAAAGUGUUUGAAACUAUAGCGAGGAAGUCAGUGCUGGCUUGGACCGUCUUGAUCCUGGGACUAGCUAUGAACAGUCUUGCAAAUGAAGCCCUAAGUUACUUCCACCAAAUGUGUGAGGCAGGAGUAAAGCCGAAUGGAGUCACCUUUUUAGGCGCUUUGUGCGCCUGCAGUCAUGCAGGUUGGCUGGUUGUUUGUUAAAAGUAGCCCACACCUCUUAUUCACCAUAUACGAACUGGGACUCUCUGGCCUUAUUAUUUGGGUUUCAAAGUUAAGACUCAUACUCAAACUUUUGUUCGUCGUUUGAAAUUUGAAAUGGUUGUAGAAUCAUCUAAUCUAAGGCCAAGCCAAACAAAUUUAAGAAGCUAUUUACAUACCCCUAUGAGUCAGACGUUUUCGCGGAGACCCCAGCUAGGAAAUAUAUGAAAGUUUUGUUUGGACUUUUUAAAUUCGAGUAAAAGUUUUGAAGUCGACAAAACAAAGGCAUCAAAGUUGAAAGGUAACUGAAUGACAUGGAAUUAAAAUGUUUAGUUAUUAUCCUCAAUCAAUAAGCCUCAUCAUCAUGUGUCGUAGGGGUUUCGUUUACACAAACAAUGCCAAAAACAUGCAGCACAGCUCAAAGUUAAUAAUGUGUUUAGACUAGUAUUCGCAAUCCAAAGCAUGGUUAGUGUCCGCUUUAAAUUUGAGUUUAACACAGGUCUUGUGGAAGAAGGCAAAGAGUUGUUCAGAGCUAUGGUAGAGAUCCAUGGAAUGACACCGAGGUCAGAGCAUUGUGGCUGCAUGGUGGAUCUUUUUGGGCGAGCUGGUUUGCUGGAGGAGGCAGAGAAGCUCAUUCAAUAUUUUCCACCUGCCAUAGCUGAUGAUGCUUCUGGAACUUGGGGAGCACUUUUUGGGGCUUGUAGAAUGCACGGAGAGAUAGGAAUGGCAGAAAAAAUUGCCAAAAAACUGAUAGAAAUCGAUCCAUAUCAUUCAGGCAGAUAUGUUAUUCUCUCCAAUAUCUAUGCUUCCGAAAACAGAUGGUGUGAUGCUGACAAGGUGAGGAGGAGGAUGAAGGCGUCGGGUGUUCAGAAAAUACCUGGCUUCAGCCUGAUCGACCUCAAAUCAGUUUCCUAAUUUUAUAUUGAUUCUCCGUUUGGAGUCUGGUAAUAAAUACUUAAGAAAAGAAAAUAGGAAGGGGCAUUUGGAAGGGAAGAAAUUUGAGGGAAAAAACAUGAGUCAAAUCUGACUCGUAAAGUUUUAGAUUUAUUUGUUCAAGCUCUUUCUAUUACUAAAAAAAUAUAAAUAUUUGUCAAAUAAAUAACGAUCAGUUCUGUUACAUAUAUUUAAGUAUCUUAGUGUUAUUUGUUUUGUGCAUAAAAAUUAAAUUGAACACUAAACAAAUAUCUGCAAUGAAUCUGUAGAGUGAUAACAAGUCUUUGCUAUUUCUUGUGCUACUUAAUUCUUCCCUACUAGUAGUUUUUUACUUUUUUUAUUACACAAAAAACACAUCUAUUGUUUUAAUAGUAAAGUUGAGUUGUGAAUUGCUG
This is a messenger RNA of Cuscuta epithymum, 2840 nucleotides long. The record is from the annotation of a GenBank genome assembly. NCBI's taxonomy places the organism in Eukaryota, Viridiplantae, Streptophyta, Magnoliopsida, Solanales, Convolvulaceae.